UUUCGCGUUUCAGAACCCACGCAUUGGCCUCAAACAAAACGAUUGUCGCAACGUAUUCAGAUAUCAGUUCAUUCAAAUAUAAAGUCGAAUCCUUCUCUUUUGUGGAAGUAAUGCUGAGGAUUUAAUUUGUUGCUUUUGUUUUUGCUCGAUAAGAUUACUGGUGGGAGUUUGGAUACUUCACCUCACCUCACCCCUCUUCUCUGGACUACCUCAAACCAUAGAUAUCAUGGCACCAAAAUCAUCCCCAAAACCUUCCAAAUCACCGAAACCAACAAGUAUAAAUGAUGAACAAUUACAAUCAUUUACUCAAGAUAAUUUUGAGAAAGAGCUCAAAGCCUUAGCAUCGAAAGCUCAAGAAGAGACCACAACCAGAUUUAUCUUAUCUCAACUUUGGGUCUUAGCUCAAUCAGCUACCCUCCUUUCGCUCGCCGCCAUAUAUUCAAAUGUCUCUCAACUUACUCUCUCCCCAGUCUAUGGAUCAUAUCCAGCUGGAAUAUGGCAUUCGAAAGGAGUCAUGACGGCUUGCUUCUUAGGCUGGUCGUCAAAUCUGUUCAUUAGGCGUUAUCUUCCAAUCAGGAGACCAGUCCAACUUCUUCCAAUUAUUGCGGCUUACAUUCCAGUGAUCCAGUAUUUCCUCUUCAAGUUGAGUGGUUAUAUGGGAGCUAAUCUUGGGCCUCCUAUUACGGAAGGACUCACAUUCUUACCUCUGCUCAUCCUUUCCGUCUCGUGUACGGCUACUACACUGGACGAUUUAGAACUCACAUCUGGUCGAUGGCCUUGGAUAUCCGAUGCAGCACCAGGUAUUUUCUCAUACAUAUUUUUCAAAACCGUGGAAUAUAUAUCUGCAAAUCAGAUCUCUCAAUACAUUGGUCAAUCCGUCAUUUUCACGCGUCUUGGAAUGCAAAUUGUACUCCAGGCUUUAUAUUCAGCUUUUGCUCCUUCGAAGCUUCUAUUUUGGAUACUACCAGCACUAUUCCAUACUGCAUUGUUCAAUGUACAUGUUCCAACGUCAUAUGCGAUAAACCAACUUAAUAGUACGAUGAAUGCCAAUGGUUGGUCGAUCCUUGAACGAAAAGAAUCUCUGACUGGGUAUGUGUCCGUUAUUGAAAGUUUGACGAUGGGCAAUGGAUUCCGUGCUAUGCGUUGUGAUCAUAGUCUUUUGGGAGGAGAAUGGUUGGUCAAUGGGAAAAAAGCCAAAGGACUUGCUGAGCCUAUUUAUGGAAUUUUUGUGAUGCUAGAGGCAAUACGUUUGAUUGAAGUCGAAAAGCCAAUUAAAGACGAGGAUGCUAGUGCAUUGGUCAUUGGUCUCGGUAUUGGUACUACUCCAGCUGCUCUGAUAUCCCAUGGAAUUCAUACUACUUUGGUGGAGAUUGAUCCCGUUGUUGUUGAUUUCGCCCAGAAAUACUUCUCUCUUCCUGAGCCUCAAGAAACUAUUAUUGAGGACGCCGUAUCUGUCGCAUCAAAUUUUGCAGCUCAAGGAAAGAAGUUCAACUACAUUGUGCACGAUGUAUUUACAGGCGGAGCUGAGCCUGUUGAACUAUUUACAUAUGAGUUUUUGAAGGAUCUUCAUGACAUCUUGGAACCAGGUGGUGUUAUCGCCAUUAACUACGCUGGAGACUUCCUGCUUCCCCCUUUCCUCAUCAUUCAUCGUACAAUUCGCUCACUAUUCCCUACCUGUCGUAUUUACCGUGAAGCCGAAGCACCAACAGAUCAACACAUUGCGGAAACGGGACAAGAUUUCACUAACAUGGUGAUCUUUUGCAAAAAGCCUCUUUUCGAAGCACCUUCUGGGGAUCCUGGAACUUCUGUGCCAUCAAUCACAUUCCGAAAACCAAUUGAGAAGGAUUUUUUGAGAAGUAAUGCGAGAAGAGCAUUUUUAUUGCCCAAGUGGGAGAUAGAAGACGAAGAGUUAAAGCUGGGAGAAGAGAAGGGAGAAGAGGCUUUUGCGGGGGUAUUGAGGAGGAAUGAGACAGGGAGGUUGCAGGAAUGGCAGGAUAAAAGUGCGAAAGGGCAUUGGGGAGUCAUGAGGGGAGUAUUACCGGGAGGUGUUUGGGUCGAUUGGUAGGAGAAAGAUUUUGAGAUGAGGGAAGGAGGCGGGAUUUUGCAUUGGUUAUAUCGAGAUGAGGAAUUGUGUCAGUAGGAAUCUGUGAUUGUUUACUGAGUUUGUACUUUUGUAUAAUAUAUGGUCAAAAGAUUAGGGCAUAGGCCGGAUCAUGUGUGCCUGGAUGCUUGGGUAAUUGCAAAUAGUACUUGAGUUCAAAUUUUCAUUGAGAAUCAUUGUAGAAUUCUCGAGAUUGCUACAAAGUACAAUGCAGUC
Botrytis byssoidea is the source of this 2317-nucleotide messenger RNA. RefSeq lists its product as uncharacterized. The record is from RefSeq and is a predicted model, not a curated record. The transcript is spliced from 3 exons. Bases 227 to 2065 code for a protein of 612 amino acids. Lineage: Eukaryota; Fungi; Ascomycota; Leotiomycetes; Helotiales; Sclerotiniaceae.